Messenger RNA from Limulus polyphemus (Atlantic horseshoe crab), 2243 nucleotides. Its product is annotated as alkaline phosphatase, tissue-nonspecific isozyme-like. The record is from RefSeq and is a predicted model, not a curated record. The coding region runs from base 243 to 1817 and encodes 524 amino acids. The transcript is spliced from 9 exons. Gene Ontology annotation, biological process: dephosphorylation. Lineage: Eukaryota; Metazoa; Arthropoda; Merostomata; Xiphosura; Limulidae. Gene Ontology annotation, molecular function: alkaline phosphatase activity.
AUGGUUAUCGUCGAUCAAGUAGGGGGAGUUAGUUUAUGUGAUAGAACAGCCGAUAAUGUAACCUCGCAGUUUAUCUCCACACCCGUUUCCACUCGUGUGUUUGGUCAGCUACGUGAAUCGUAAUGAUUACCCUAUAAAGGUGUGACAGUCAGAAUUUGUAAGAGUCGUUUUAUCCUGCAGUAUAGUUAACACCCCUGAGAAGAAGCUGUCUUGCACGUAACAGAUCAGUGAAGGGGACGAAAAUGCGUUUGUUAAGAGUAGUUGGUGGUUUGAUGUUACUUUUUAUAACAGUUGGAGACUCUGCGAAGCUGCCCCAUCGUUCUUCCGAAGAAGGUGAUGACAUUCUGACUCAGAGAUACUGGUAUGAACAUGCUGACAAGACGCUCCAGAAAAAGCAGAAAAUCAGUGAGAAUCUGGAACGUGGGAAAGCUAAGAACAUCAUAUUUUUUCUUGGAGACGGGAUGGGAAUGUCCACCAUCACAGCUGCUCGAAUUUACAAAGGGCAGAAGGCUGGCCUGAAGGGUGCAGAGGCGGAGUUGACGUUCGAAGAUUUUCCACACGUGUCACUUUCUAAGACUUACGCAAUAGAUAGACAAACAUCGGACUCUGCAAACACAGCCACAGCCUACCUAUGUGGUGUGAAGGCGAACUAUGGAACUCUGGGAGUCAACGGAAAAGUGAAAAACGAGGACUGUGAUUCGUCAAAAGAUAACUCUACUCACGUGUCUUCCAUCCUACAGUGGGCACAAGAAGAAGGAAAAUCCACUGGUUUUGUUACAACAACUCGUGUCACACAUGCGACACCUGCCGGUUUGUAUGCACAUUCAGCUUCAAGGGAUUGGGAGGCUGAAAGUCCUGGCGGCGAUGAGAAAUGUCCAGAUAUUGCAUUACAAUUGGUAAAACAAAACCCUGGUAAAAAUAUUCAGGUUAUCUUAGGUGGAGGACGCCAAUCGUUCUUUCCAAACAACGAACCUGAUGUUGAGAGUAAAGAAAUGGGAAAGAGAAAAGACGGGAAAAAUCUAGUAAAUGAGUGGCUAGAUCAUAAGAAUAAUAUUUCUUCAAAGGUCAAUUAUGUACAUAAUCUGGAAGGAUUUGAGAACGUCACAGCUGAUGAAACCGAUUACUUGUUAGGUCUGUUUGAAUACAGCCAUAUGCAGUACGAGUUUGAACGCGUCACGAGUAAUUCUGAACCCUCCAUUACUGACAUGACGAAGAAAGCUAUUCAGAUACUGAGUAAAAACUCCAAAGGCUACUUCCUUCUCGUAGAAGGGGGUCGUAUUGACCACGGACACCAUGAUGGAAUGGCCAAAAGGGCGUUAGAAGAAGUUGUGUCGUUUGACAAAGCAAUUAAGCUAGCACUAGAGAUGACCAACAGAGAAGAUACUUUACUUCUCGUUACUGCUGACCAUUCCCACACGAUGACCAUAAGUGGUUAUCCAUUGAGAGGGAAUAAUAUUUUAGGUACUUAUGUAUCAAGGGAUGAAAAGGUGGAAUACACGGUGCUUGGUUAUGCCAAUGGACCAGGAUACAACACAAGUCGUACGUUUAAAAAGAAUAGCACACUUGGUAACGAUUACAAACAACCCGCGACCUUUUACCUCGAGAGCGAGACACACGGCGGAGAAGACGUCCCCGUUUUCGCAAUCGGAGCUGUGGCUCAUCUGUUUCACGGGGUUCACGACCAGACCUACAUCCCCCACGCCAUCGGCUACGCUGCUUGCAUUGGACCAAACAAGGACUAUUGCAAGGGUGCUGCAAGCAUAAGCCCCAUCCCAAGUUUCUUAGUUCCUUUCGUCGUACUUGCCCAUAUAUUUUAGUUCCUUUCGUCGUACUUCCCCAUAUAUUUUAGUUCCUUUCGUCGUACUUCCCCAUAUAUUUUAGUUCCUUUCGUCGUUCUUCCCCAUAUAUUUUAGUUCCUUUCGUCGUUCUUGCCCAUAUAUUUUAGUUCCUUUCGUCGUACUUCCCCAUAUAUUUUAGUUCCUUUCGUCGUACUUGCCCAUAUAUUUUAGUUCCUUUCGUCGUUCUUGCCCAUAUAUUUGAAACAAUAUUAUAAGAACAAUAAUGGAAGAAAAUGGAAGGGCGGCCUCCAAGUUGGAAUUUUUAAUUUACAAUUUAAAAUAAACACGGGAGUAUCGCCUAGAAUAUUAUGCAAUUCAACACAGGCACAUAUUUUUAAUUUCGUCUGAAAAAAUUCUCAAUAUUAGCUGUGAUAUAGAAAAAAAAAUUCGAAAAAUAAUUUUUGU